GGUAAAGAAAGUUGGGAGAGCGGCUUGGAAGGAAGCUCCCAGAGAACAAAACACAGGCCAAAGUCUCAGGCCAAGGUGACUCACACUCAGGUCAUGCUGUUGUCGGUUAAUUCAGCUGGCCCUGCCAGGUGAUCAUGCCUACCCUUGGCCCAGCUCUUCUUCAAGUGCUCUGGGCUGGGUACGUCCUUACCCUCCACCUCCCUCCACCAGCUGCUUUUACUCCCAAUGGCACACAGCUGCAACAUCUGGCCAGGGACCCCGCUUCAGGUACCCUCUAUGUGGGGGGCACCAACUUCCUGUUCGCGCUGAGCCCUGGGUUGCAGCUGGAAGCCAUGGUGGCCACGGGUCCUGUGGAUGACAGCCGGGAUUGCCUGCCACCUGUCUUGCCAGAUGAGUGUCCCCAGGCCCAGCCAACCAACAACCCCAACCAGCUGCUCCUGGUGAGCCCAGGAGCUCUGGUGGUCUGUGGGAGCGUCCACCAGGGGGUUUGUGAACUGCGGACUUUGGGGCAGCUUCAGCAGCUCCUGAGGUUGGACCGGCCUGGAGAUACACAAUACGUAGCUGCCAACGAUCCCGAGGUCACCACUGUGGGUGUGGUGGCCCAGAAUUCAGCAGGGGAGCCUCUUCUAUUUGUGGGGCGGGGUUAUACCAGCAGGGGUGUCGGGGGUGGCAUUCCACCCAUCACAACCCGCACCCUGCGACCCCCGGACCCCCAGUCUGCCUUCUCCUAUGAAGAGACAGCCAAGCUCGCCGUGGGCCGCCUCUCGGAGUACAGCCACCACUUCGUGAGCGCCUUCACGCGUGGGGCCAGCGCCUACUUCCUGUUCCUGCGACGCGAUCUCAAGACCCCAUCGAGGGCCUUCCGGGCCUACGUGUCACGCAUGUGUCUCUGUGACCAGCACUAUUACUCCUACGUGGAGUUGCCCUUGGAUUGCCAGGGUGGCCGCUAUGGUCUGAUCCAGGCCGCCGCCCUGGCCACCUCCGGGGAUGUGCUGUUCGCGGCUUUCUCCUCCGUGGCUCCCCCGACUGUGGACUGGCCCCUGCCCGAAGCUCCCAGGGCCCCGCACACAUCUGUGCUCUGUACCUCCCCCCUGGAUGAAGUCGACCGCCUGGCCAACGACACCCGUGAUGCCUGUUAUAUGCGAGAAGGCCGGGCUGAGAACGGGACCAAAGUGGCCUACAUUGCCUACGACGUCAUUUCCGACUGCGCGCAGCUGCCAGUGGACACACCAGAUGCUUUUCCCUGUGGCUCAGACCAUACACCCAGCCCCAUGGCUAGCCUGAUCCCGUUGGAAGCCACGCCAAUUCUAGAAUUGCCAGGGGUUCAGCUAACAGCUGUAGCAGUCACCAUGGAAAACGGACAUGCCAUCGCUUUUCUGGGUGACACUCAGGGGCAACUGCACAGGGUCUACUUGGGCCCUGGGAACAAUGUCAACCUUUACUCUAAAGAGAGCAUCCAGCCUGGGUCUGCGGUGAACAGAGAUCUUACCUUUGAUGGGACCUUCGAGAACCUGUAUGUCAUGACCCAAACUACAGUGGUGAAGGUUCCUGUGGCCCCUUGCACCCAGCACCUAAACUGUGCCGCUUGCCUUGCCCACAAGGAUCCCUAUUGUGGGUGGUGUGUGCUCCUGGGAAGGUGCACUCGCCAUUCUGAAUGUUCCAGGGGCCAGGGCCCAGAGCAGUGGCUUUGGAGCUUCCAGCCUGAGCUGGGCUGUCUGCGAGUAGAUGCUCUCAGUCCUGCCAACAUCAGCCGAGAGGAGAGGAGGGAGGUUUUCCUGUCAAUCCCAGAUCUGCCACCUCUGUGGCCCGGGGAGUCAUAUUCCUGCCAUUUUGGGGAUCAUCAGAGUCCUGCCCUGCUGACCGGUUCCGGCGUGAUGUGUCCUUCCCCAGAUCCUAGUAAUACUCCGGUGCUGCCCAGAGGAGCCGACCACGUCUCUGUGGAUGUGGAACUCCGGUUUGGCAAUGUGAUGAUCGCCAAAGCAUCUCUCUCCUUCUAUGAUUGUGUGGCCAUCACAGACUUCCAUCCAUCUGCACCGUGCCAGGCCUGCGUGAGCAGCCACUGGGGUUGUAAUUGGUGUGUUUGGCAACACCGAUGUACCCACAAGGCCUCUUGUGAUGCUGGACCCAUGGUUGUGAGCCAGCAGAGCCCGCUUCUCCCCCUGACCCUCCCUGCAAGAGAUACCCCCACCCCUUUGCCAUCUGUAGCCCCCAAAGCCACAGUCACCCCUAAUCCUGAUACCCGAUCUGGGGAGCCGGGGGCUCCUUCCAUAGCAACGGCUUCGGAUGCCCUACCUGCGGCCCAGCCUUCCUUGCUUAGCCUCUGGGGACCGUGGGCAGGUCCAGGCCCUCCCUUGUCUCCCACUGCCACCCAGAAGUCCCUCCCUUCCGGCCUUCCUCCCCUCCCUUCCGGCCUCCCUACUACCCAACCCGGAUCUGUCCUCCUCCCUGCCCCCACCGGCCUGGGAGUUAGGGCCAAACCUGAGGACCUCUCGGCCUCCCUCCCGUUACCCCCAGAUGCAGCGACAGUGCCCCUCGCACAGCCCGUGCCCCCCACAGUGGCCCUGGACCUGCCCCCUGCCACCGCUCCCGCCACCAUUUUCCCAGGGGCCGCUGGCUCCACCAAGGCCGUGCCGGAUCCGCUCAUGAGAGGAGGCGACGCAGCGGCCAACGCGGACGAGUGGACGGGGGGUGACCCUCCCGCCUUCUCCACUUCCACCCUCCUCUCAGGUGACGGAGACUCCACAGAGCACGAGGACCCUCCCGCCCCCCUCAUCCUCCUGUCCAGCCUCGGCUACCAGUACGACACCCCCGGGCUCUGGGAGCUGGAAGAGGCAAAUGAGAGGGUGAGCUCGUGUCCGUGCGUGGAGCGUGUCCAUGGCUCUGUGCUCAUGCCCGUGUCUGUGGAACGCGAAAUCCAGCUGGAGGGCCGGAACCUGCAUCUCCUCCAGGGUAGCCCAGGAGGUAGUAGUGAGUGUGUAAUGGAACUGGAGGGCCUCACGGUAGCAGUAGAAGCACGAGUCCAGUGUGAGCCGCUUCCGCAUACCGUGUGUCACAUCACGUGCCAGCAGCAUCAGCUCAACUAUAAGGCUGUGCAGCCGGAGCUCCAGGUGGGGCUGUUUCUGCGUUGGGCCGGCCGUCUGCGGGUAGACAGUGCAGAGGGUCUGCAUGUGAUCUUGUACGACUGUUCGGUCGGCCACGGGGACUGCAGCCGCUGCCAGACUGCUAUGCCCCAGUAUGGCUGUGUGUGGUGUGAAGGGGACCAUCCACGUUGCGUGGCCAAGGAGGCCUGUAACAAUGCCGAGGCUGUGGCCACCCAGUGUCCCGCGCCCCUCAUCCACUCGGUGAACCCACUGACUGGGCCUAUCGAGGGGGGUACUCGUGUCACCAUCAGAGGUUCCAAUCUGGGCCAACAUGUACAGGAUGUGCUGGACAGGGUCUGGGUGGCCGGAGUGCCCUGUUCUGUGGAUGUCCAGGGGUAUGAGGUGUCCAGCAGUCUUGUGUGUAUCACUGGAGCCAGUGGAGAAGAGGUAGCGGGUACUGUGACCGUGGAGGUGUCAGGAAGAGGCCGGGGUGUCUCAGAGCUCAACUUUGCCUACCAGGACCCAAAGGUGCAGUCCAUCUUCCCGGUCCGCGGCCCCAAAGCCGGGGGCACCCGCCUCACCCUGCAUGGGUCUAACCUUCUGUCUGGUCGGCUGGAGGACAUCCGCGUGGUGAUUGGAGAGCAGUCUUGUCAUUUGCUGCUCGAACAAGAGGCAGAGCAGCUGCGGUGCCAAACCACCCCAAACCCCACGCCUGCCCUGCUCCCCGUCUCUGUGUGGUUUGGGGCCACGGAGCGGAAGCUUCAGCAUGGCCAGUUCAAGUACACAUCAGACCCCAACGUCACUUCCGCUGGCCCCAGCAAAAGCUUCCUCAGUGGAGGACGUAAGAUCUGGGUUCAUGGCCAGAAUCUGGAUGUCGUACAGACGCCAAGAAUCCGGGUGACUAUGGUCCCCCCAAGAGGGCUGCAGCCCGGCCAAGGGCUUGGACGGAAGCGCCGUGUGGUCCCAGAGGCGGAGUGCUCCCCUGGAACAUUCUGCAGUCAUAAGUUUGAGGAGCCAUGCCUGGUGAACUCUUCCCAGCUCAUUGUGUGCCGCACACCCGCCCUCCCCAGCCUGCCCGAGAACCCCUGGGUCCAGGUGGAGUUUAUUUUCGACAACCUGCUCUUUGACUUCGCUACGCUGAGCCCCACACCUUUCUCCUAUGAGGCUGACCCCACCCUGCAGCCCCUCAACCCUGAGGACCCCACGACACCGUUCCGGCACAAACCUGGCAGUGUGUUCUCCGUGGAGGGGGAGAAUCUGGACCUGGCCAUGUCCAAGGAGGAGGUAGUGGCCAUGAUAGGAGACGGCUCCUGUGUGGUGAAGACCCUGACCCGACACCACCUUUACUGCGAGCCCCCAACCCAGCAGCCUCUUCCCCGGCACCACGCCCUCAGGGAGUCGCCUGAUGAGCUGCCCGAGUUCACGGUGCAGAUGGGGAAUCUGCGCUUCUCCCUGGGUCACGUGCAGUACGAUGGCGAGAGCCCCGUGGCUUUUCCCGUGGCCGCCCAGGUGGGCUUGGGGGUGGGCGCGUCUCUCCUGGCUCUGGGUGUCGUCAUCAUUGUCCUCAUGUACAGGCGGAAGAGCAAGCAGGCCCUGAGGGACUAUAAGAAGGUUCAGAUCCAGUUGGAGAAUCUGGAGAGCAGCGUGCGGGAUCGAUGCAAGAAGGAGUUCACAGACCUGAUGACCGAGAUGACGGAUCUCACCAGUGACCUGCUGGGCAGUGGCAUCCCAUUCCUUGACUACAAGGUGUACGCUGAACGUGUCUUCUUCCCCGGGCACCAGGAAUCGCCCUUACACCGGGACCUGGGUGUGCCAGAGUGCAGGCGGCCCACGGUGGAACAAGGCCUGGGGCAGCUCUCCAACCUGCUCAACAGCAAGCUUUUCCUCACCAAGUUCAUCCACACACUGGAGAGUCAGCGCACCUUCUCCGCUCGGGACCGUGCCUACGUGGCCUCUCUGCUCACCGUCUCCCUGCACGGGAAGCUGGAAUACUUCACCGACAUCCUCCGCACUUUGCUCAGUGAUCUGGUCACCCAGUACGUGGCCAAGAACCCCAAGCUGAUGUUACGCAGGACAGAGACGGUGGUGGAAAAGCUGCUCACCAACUGGAUGUCCAUCUGUCUCUACACCUUCGUGAGGGACUCAGUAGGGGAACCGCUGUAUAUGCUCUUCCGGGGUAUUAAGCAUCAAGUGGACAAAGGACCCGUGGACAGUGUGACUGGCAAAGCCAAGUACACCCUGAAUGAUAAUCGUCUGCUCCGAGAGGACGUGGAGUACCGGCCCCUGACCUUGAAUGCGCUGUUGGCUGUGGGGCCUGGGGCAGGAGAGGCCCAGUGUGUGCCGGUGAAGGUUCUAGACUGUGACACCAUCUCGCAAGCCAAAGAGAAGAUGCUGGACCAGCUUUGUAAAGGAUUGCCUCUUGCCCAGCGCCCAGAUCCUCGCACCCUGGAUGUUGAAUGGCGAUCGGGCUUGGCCGGCCAUCUCAUCCUGUCUGACGAGGAUGUCACUUCUGAGGUCCAGGGUCUGUGGAGACGCCUCAACACCCUGCAGCAUUACAAGGUGCCAGAUGGAGCGACUGUGGCACUUGUUCCCUGCCUCACCAAGCAUGUCCUCCGAGAAAACCAGGAUUACGUCCCUGGAGAAAGGACCCCAAUGCUGGAAGAUGUGGACGAGGGAGGCAUCCGGCCCUGGCACCUGGUGAAGCCAACUGAGGAACCUGAACCUCCCAGGCCCAGGAGAGGCAGCCUCCGGGGCGGAGAGCGGGAGCGAGCCAAGGCUAUCCCUGAGAUCUACCUGACCCGCCUACUGUCCAUGAAGGGCACCCUGCAGAAGUUCGUGGAUGACCUAUUCCAGGUGAUCCUCAGCACCAGCCGCCCGGUGCCUCUGGCGGUCAAGUAUUUCUUCGACCUGCUGGACGAGCAGGCCCACCAGCAUGGCAUCUCUGACCAGGACACUAUCCACAUCUGGAAAACCAACAGUUUACCGCUGAGGUUCUGGAUCAAUAUCAUCAAAAACCCACAGUUCGUGUUCGAUGUACAGACGUCAGAUAACAUGGACGCCGUGCUCCUGGUCAUCGCCCAGACCUUCAUGGAUGCUUGCACCCUGGCUGAUCACAAGCUGGGCCGGGAUUCCCCCAUCAACAAGCUUCUCUACGCACGGGAUAUUCCCAGAUACAAGCAGAUGGUGGAGAGGUACUAUGCAGACAUCAGACAGACCAUCCCUGCCAGUGACCAAGAGAUGAACUCUGUCCUGGCUGAGCUGUCCCGGAACUGCUCUGGAGACCUCGGGGCACGAGUGGCCCUGCAUGAACUGUACAAGUAUAUCAACAAAUACUAUGAUCAGAUCAUCACGGCCCUGGAGGAAGAUGGUACAGCCCAGAAGAUGCAGCUGGGCUACCGACUCCAACAGAUUGCAGCAGCUGUGGAAAACAAGGUCACAGACCUAUAAAAAGCGACCCCAGGACACAACGCCCUGGUCUGCCGGGGCCUCGUGCCUCUCUGGGCGGCCUCAGCGUCGAGAGAGAGAAAAACCGCCACCUUCUUAGACGCCUGUAGUGACUGACAAAGCAGAGUUAGUGGAAGGUGGCUGCGUGUCUGUGGGGUAGCUUUGCCCCUCUCCCCAACCUGACAAGACCUGGGGGCUUUAAAAACUCAUGGCGGUGGGGUUCAGGGCCGGGGCAGGAAUAGCCCUGAGGGCUACUUCCUGGAGGGAUAUCAGGCUGAAAGGAGCUGGGAGGGGGGAGGGUUCUAGAAUGGCUGGAAGGGCCUCCAGACCCCUGGGGAUUGGGGGGGUGGGGGGGAAGGGGAGUCUGAAUUUGUUCCUGAGCACUAGUUUGGUUUUUUUUACUUUUGUUCCAUCAGAGGAAGGCAAUGAGCCCUUCCUCCCCAGCUUCUCCCCUGGUCCUCGAUCUAGCACCCUGCUGUCCUGUCCAAAGUCAGGGAGAUAAUGUCUUAUCUAGGCAAUUUGCCCUCCCCCCCCCCACCCUCGAUUCCCUGCCUCCCAGGGAGCCAGGGUUGAGGGGUGCCUGUUGCAGGGGAUUCUGGGUAGAAGGGGGGGUAGCCCAUGGACCCAGCUCUUCAUUAAAAGAUAACACACUG
Dipodomys spectabilis (banner-tailed kangaroo rat) is the source of this 7177-nucleotide messenger RNA. It is a transcript of the gene Plxnb1, whose product is annotated as plexin B1. Gene Ontology annotation, molecular function: semaphorin receptor activity; protein binding. The transcript has 38 exons. Gene Ontology annotation, cellular component: semaphorin receptor complex. Bases 135 to 6527 code for a protein of 2130 amino acids. Lineage: Eukaryota; Metazoa; Chordata; Mammalia; Rodentia; Heteromyidae. Gene Ontology annotation, biological process: semaphorin-plexin signaling pathway involved in axon guidance; positive regulation of axonogenesis; regulation of cell migration. The record is from RefSeq and is a predicted model, not a curated record.